AUGAGCAGCCAGCACCAUGCAGAGAGCUCUCCCCCCACAGAAAAGCUGCUGCCCGCCGCGGCCCCCAAGCUCCACGUCCAGCGAUCGCUGUCCAAGGAGUCCAUCACCAUCCACUUCUCGGCUCUCGGGAAGGAGGAAGAGGAGGAGGAAGAGGAGCUGUACAUAACGUCCGCUCCUCCCCAACCCCCCUCGGCUUCGGCCGUGGGCCCCUCCAAAGUCCCCACGGCCCUGGAGGCGAGCGAGGAAAUGUUCGAAGGGUCCGAAUCGACCAGAGGUUCCCCAGAUUCCCCGGUUCACGCUAACCGUCUCCCCUCCAAAACUCUCCCCCCGCGAGUCCCCGAGCAAAAGCCGUCGAGCUCCACCUCCCCCCCCAGCAAGUCCCUGAGCUUCCCCUCCACCGACAAGCCGUUUCUCAGCCUCAUGAAGUCGCUCUCCUCCGACGUGGAGUCCUCCCUCCCGGCUUCCUCGUUGAGGCACAGGCACCUCAUGAAGAGUCUCGUCAAGUCUUUGUCCUCGGAUACCUCCCAGGACUCCUCAUCCUCCUCCUCGUCCUCAUCUUCGUCCUCCUCCUCGUCCUCCUCCUUCCGUCUCCCAGAGUCUCGCCUCAACCUGCAGCUCUUCAAGCAGCUGGCUCAGUCCCGGCUGCCUUCGUCCGACUCCAAAACGGCGCCCUGCUCGCCGCUGACCUCCCCGGAGAGCCGGAGCUUCUUCAAAGUCUCCGAGGUGGAGGCCCGGAUCGAGGACACCCGCCGGCGGCUUUCCGAGGCCAUUUCCGAGCCGCUCCAGCUACUGAGCAAGAUCAUGGACGAGAAAAGCGGCGGCGGGGGGGGCGGGGUUUACCGGCCGAAGGCGCUCUCCACCGAGCUCGCCAGCCUGGCGUCCCACAACGGGCUCCCGGAGAGCAACAACAACAACAACUACUGCAUCAAGGAGGAGGAGGAGGGCGGGGAACCGGAGGCCGAGAGCCCCGGCAGCUGGACCUCCAUCGGGGCCGAGUCCCCCGGGGACCCCCCCCCCUCUUUAGCCACCGCCUCCCUGGACAGGUGCUCCAUGUCGGCGCUCGCCAGGCUGGACGACGAGGACUUCUGCAUCCUGGACGGGGAGGAGGUCGGGGACCAGGCCGAGGGGAAGGCCGCCGCCGACGCCACGGCAACCGCUGGGAAAGCGUCCCCGGGGAGCGGCGUGGGCUCGGACCCGUACGAGGAAUACGAAGAGGCCGAACCGGCGCCGAGCGUGCCGCUCUACAGGCUGGCGGCGCUCACGGGGCUGCUCUACGGCGUAUUCGUGCUGCCCCUGCCCGGACCCCUGGGCGCCGUGCUGCUGGGGGCCGGACUCGGCUUCCUGCUCGCCAUCGGCGCCGUGUGGCUGACCGGCCCCAAGCGCCCCGGAGUCCGGUCCAGGAACCAGGCAACGCUGCAGAGGCGGGUGCACAUCCAGGAGCCCGACAUCUACAAGGGCUGGAUGAACGAGUUAUCGAGCUACGACCCGGAGACCUACCACGCCACGCUGACCCAGUCGGUGUUCGUCCGGCUGGAGGGCUCCACCAUCCGCCUCUCCAGACCCAACCGCAACAUCGCCCGCCGCGCCGCACACAACGAGCCCAAAGCAGACGUCUCCUACAUCAGCCAGAAGAUCUACGACCUCACCGGCAGCAGCGUGUAUCUGGUGCCUCACAGUCUGGCCAGGAAGCGGAUAUGGAACAAAAAAUACCCCAUCUGCAUCGACCUGGGGAGGCAGGAUCACUUCAUGUCCAGGGCGGAGGGGGAGAGUCCGGAGUCCGGGGAGGACCCGGGGGAGGGCAGCAGGGCGGGUCAGGACCCCAGGGCCCCGUCCUCCUCCGGGAGAGAUCUCACCCUCUACCUGUUCGGGAGGACGGGGAGAGAGAAGGAGGAGUGGUUCCAGAGGUUUCUGUCGGCCGCCAACGCCAGAGUGGAGAUGAAGAAAUCUCCUUCUGUCGGCGGUGGCAAGAAAGCCCUGAGCUCCAGCAGUAGCCGCAGCAGUCUGGAUGAGGUGCUGGCACCUCUGCCCAGAUCCCGGGACUCUGCGGCCUCCCUGACGGCGGCGGGCGGUGCCAGAGCGAAGCCCCUGCUGGACUACAGCCUCUACAUGGGCUCCCUGUUGCCCAGGCAACCGGGGGCCGGCCCCCCCGCCGGCAGCCCGGCUUCCCCGAGCCUGCAGAGCAGCCCGGGGUCCGAUAAGAAGGUAGCGGAUGCUGAACGGUUUUCCUCCCUAAAGAGCAAUAGGACGCUCGCUUUGCUUUGCCCGUAA
Molecule: messenger RNA, 2268 nt
Organism: Menidia menidia (Atlantic silverside)
Lineage: Eukaryota; Metazoa; Chordata; Actinopteri; Atheriniformes; Atherinopsidae
Source: the annotation of a GenBank genome assembly